This is a messenger RNA of Hibiscus syriacus, 1379 nucleotides long. RefSeq lists its product as uncharacterized. The record is from RefSeq and is a predicted model, not a curated record. Bases 16 to 1314 code for a protein of 432 amino acids. NCBI's taxonomy places the organism in Eukaryota, Viridiplantae, Streptophyta, Magnoliopsida, Malvales, Malvaceae. The transcript is spliced from 7 exons.
GUACUGAAGGAGAUAAUGGCUGACUGUAAUAUUGUAGCCAAGAAUCCUCAUCUCCUUCAUCUUUCUUUUCUUCUUUGUUUCUUGUUCGUCUCGAAAUUUCACCAUGUUUCCGGCCUGAAUUACUCAAACUAUAAUAGGAAAGUGACUAGCUUGAGGCUUGGAAGAAUUCAAAAACACUUGGAGAAGAUUAACAAGCCUCCUCUCAUCAAAAUUGAAAGCCCAGAUGGAGAUAUCAUAGAUUGUGUCCAUAAAAGAAAACAACCAGCUCUGGAUCAUCCUCUUCUAAAAAGUCACAAGAUUCAGAGAGUUCCGCCGGAGAUGCCGAAGGUGAAAAGGAUGAAACAGAAUGAGGCAAGUGUAAAGGGUGCUUCAAGGCAAUGGCAAACGUGGCAUAGGAAUGGGACGAGAUGUCCAAAGGGAACGGUUCCCAUACGACGGAGCUCGGUGCAUGAUGUUUUGAGAGCCAAGUCUUUGUUUCAUUUUGGCAAGAAACAACGUCGGCUCGUUGAUCCGGCUCGCCGCCGUGCCGAUGCGCCUGAUAUUGUUAGUGGCAACGGUCAUGAGCAUGCGAUUGCAUAUACGGGAACGACGCAAGAGUUCUAUGGGGCUAGGGCAACUAUAAACGUGUGGGAUCCAUCAAUUGAAGAGGUCAACGAGUUCAGUCUAUCACAGAUUUGGGUUCUUUCUGGAUCAUUGGACGGCCCUGAUCUCAACAGUAUCGAAGCUGGAUGGCAGGUCAGUCCAGAGCUUUAUGGUGACAGCAGACCGAGAUUGUUCACUUAUUGGACUACUGACUCCUAUCAAGCAACUGGAUGUUACAACCUUCUAUGCGCAGGCUUCGUUCAAACAAAUAGCAGAGUUGCCAUUGGGGCUUCUAUUUCUCCUAUUUCUCAAUAUGCUGCAAAUCAAUAUGACAUUACCAUCCUCAUUUGGAAGGACCCUAAGCUAGGCAAUUGGUGGAUCGGAUUUGGCGACAGCACAUUGAUAGGUUAUUGGCCAGCGGAGCUAUUCACUCACCUAGCAGACCAUGCAGCCAUGGUGGAAUGGGGCGGUGAAGUGGUGAACUCAAGGGCCAAGGGCCAGCACACCUCGACUCAGAUGGGUUCCGGUCAGUUUCCCGGAGACGGGUUUGGAAAAUCGAGCUAUUUCCGAAACCUAGAGGUGGUCGACGCGGAUAAUAGUUUGACUUCGGUUCGUGACAUAUCAACCCUAGCUGAGAACACAAACUGUUACAAUAUCAAGAGCUCGAAUAGCAAUGAAUGGGGCACAUUUUUUUACUACGGAGGGCCUGGGAAUAAUCCACGCUGCCCUUAGAUCAAUGAACCGUAUCUUAAUUAUAAAUUAAAAACUUAUUUUUUUUUUAAUUAUUGUACGUAGAG